UGUAACAGCUGAGUAAACUAAACUCAUAAGCGAUAAGUUGAAAUGCCGAAACUACGUAGUGUUAUUAUAAUUUUGUUUCGAGAAAUUACAAACAAUGUCUGUUUACUCUGAAGAGGAAAAUCUUGAUUCUCGAUAGCUGGUGAAUUGGUGCAUCGAUUUUUGGUUUUUGCUUUUGGCUCUGAAUAGGCUUGAAUCAUUAACCAUGGACAACAACUAUCCUCCUGAGUGUUUGGUUCUGGACUUUGGGCCUUUCGAAACUGUCCACCGCUGGCAGCGAAUGCCAGAAUGCGACGAAUUCGUUGGGGCCAGACGUAGCAAACAUACGGUUGUAGCUUACAAAGAUGCAAUUUAUGUGUUUGGAGGAGACAAUGGAAAGAGAAUGCUAAAUGACCUGCUACGUUUUGAUGUAAAAGAAAAGUCCUGGGGUAGAGCAUUUGCUACUGGCCAACCACCAGCUCCUAGAUACCAUCACUCUGCUGUGGUACAUGGGUGUUCUAUGUUCGUUUUUGGAGGCUACACUGGUGAUAUUCACUCCAAUUCCAACUUGACCAACAAAAAUGACUUGUUUGAAUAUCGUUUCACAACUGGUCAGUGGGUUGAAUGGAAGUUCUAUGGAAAAACACCAGUUGCCAGAUCAGCUCAUGGUGCGGCAAUUUACGAUAAUAAAUUGUGGAUUUUUGCCGGUUAUGAUGGAAAUGUUCGUUUAAAUGAUAUGUGGACUAUAUCACUAUGUCCUAAAGAUCCCAAGGUGUGGGAAAAAGUUAUCCAAUCUGGAGACUGCCCACCUACCUGCUGCAACUUUCCUGUGGUAGUAGCUAGAGAAUCCAUGUUUGUAUUCAGUGGUCAGAGUGGUGCAAAAAUUACCAACAGUCUUUUUCAAUUUCAUUUUCGGGAAAAAAGAUGGACGCGUAUUUCAACUGAGCAUAUUUUACGGGGUACUCCACCACCACCAGCUCGACGCUAUGGUCACACAAUGGUAAGUUUUGACAGGCACCUGUACGUGUUUGGUGGUACUGCAGAUAAUACUCUGCCAAACGACCUUCAUUGCUACGAUCUUGAUACUCAAACUUGGGACAUUAUAACUCCAUCUUCUGAUAGCGAGAUUCCAUCCGGCCGGCUAUUUCAUGCGGCAGCCGUAAUCAGCGACGCAAUGUAUAUCUUUGGCGGUACGGUGGAUAAUAACGUCCGCAGUGGUGAAACUUAUCGCUUCCAGUUCUCUUCGUAUCCCAAAUGCACGCUGCACGACGACUUUGGCCGAUUAUUAAACCAGCGGCUGUUUUGCGACGUGGAGUUUAUCGUGGGCGAAGAGGAAACUAAAAUACCUGCCCAUGUGGCUAUGGUUGCGGCACGGUCUAAAUUUCUUCGACAACACAUUCGUGAUGCUAAGGACAAGCGAGACCGAAAGCUAAAGAAAGAGCGGGGUAACGAAGUCAUCAAAUCCAAAGAUUUGCCGUUGUUGGAGGUGAAACUGAAAGAUGCGGUACCCGAAGCAUUUGAUAUGGUUCUGAACUAUAUUUAUACCGAUCGCAUAGAUCCAACUCAAAAAAUCGAGGACCCACCCAGUAACCAAAUCGUUUUGCUGAUGAUGGAUGUAUAUCGCCUAGCAAGGCAGUUUAAUAUGAAACGCUUGGAGCAGCUGUGUGUCCAUUACCUCGACACCACAAUAAAUCACACCAACGUUUUGGAAGCACUGCGCAAUGCUGCCCAUCUUGAAUUGUAUUUUAUAAAAGAGAUGUGCAUGAAUUUCGUGGUGAGAGAUAGUAAUUACAAUCAGAUAAUUAUGAGCAAGGAAUUCGAGGUGUUAGAACAACGUCUAAUGGUAGAAAUAAUAAGACGAAAACAGGAUCAGCCGAAAAAAAAUUCCUUGAAACAGUAUGAUCUGAGAACGGAAGUUGGAACGACGCUUGAGCAAGAUAUGGAAAUGUUUUUAAAUAGUAUUGGAAAAGAAUUCUGCGACAUAACGUUGAUGCUCGACAGUAACCCGAUACAAUCACAUAAAGCAAUUUUGGCUGCUCGUUGUAGCUAUUUUGAGGGGCUGUUCAGGUCAUUUAUGCCUGAUAAUAAUACUGUUAAUAUACAAAUUGGAGAAAUGAUUCCAUCCUCAGAGUCAUUCAGCUCACUUUUAAGAUACAUAUACUAUGCAGACGUCUCUAUGCCUCCCGAGGACUCCCUUUAUCUUUUCACCGUUCCAAUAUUUUAUGGUUUCACAAAUAAUCGCUUGCAGGCCUUCUGCAAACAAAAUCUCGAAAUGAAUGUUACUUUUGAAAACGUAAUACAAAUUUUAGAGGCUGCUGAUAAAAUGCAAGCUAUAGAUAUUAAAAAAUAUGCUUUGAAACUCAUAGUACUCAACAUUCCAAAGGUGGCUACAUUGCCAAAAAUAAAAAAUCUUAGUCGAGAACUUUUGCUUGAUAUAGUAUUUGCAAUGGCUGAAGAGAAAGGUGAGGCAGGUUCUUGUCAAGAUAUGUCGAAUGAUUGCUGACGUAUCUCUUUGACAAGUCAGCCGCAAUCUAGUAGCUGUAAAGUGUCAACAACUUUGACCUUUCAAGAGCUUUGUCGAACAAACUUUGCUUUAAUUGGACGGACAUCUCUCUUUGUGGGAUAUUGCUCUCUGAAGCGACCGACGUCGCUAUUAAGUUUCAUGUGAGUCAGCAUCGAAACAAUCUUCCGCUGUUGCUAAGCGGCUAAGCGUACAUUCAGCUCUUAACAGCAGAAAAACACAACACCAAUGUAUACCUGAUUACAAUAAGUUUUGAACAUUUUUAAUUUUUAAUGACUGAAAAUACAAUUUUUUUUCUUGAUGAUAACG
This is a messenger RNA of Copidosoma floridanum, 2806 nucleotides long. RefSeq names its product Leucine zipper like transcription regulator 1 (gene Lztr1). The record is from RefSeq and is a predicted model, not a curated record. Gene Ontology annotation, cellular component: Golgi apparatus. Gene Ontology annotation, molecular function: protein binding. Lineage: Eukaryota; Metazoa; Arthropoda; Insecta; Hymenoptera; Encyrtidae.